Messenger RNA from Zasmidium cellare ATCC 36951, 1635 nucleotides. RefSeq lists its product as uncharacterized. Bases 1 to 1635 code for a protein of 544 amino acids. The transcript has a single exon. Lineage: Eukaryota; Fungi; Ascomycota; Dothideomycetes; Mycosphaerellales; Mycosphaerellaceae. The record is from RefSeq and is a predicted model, not a curated record.
AUGUGGCUACUCAAUGUCGGUACCCGGAAACUCGAGGAGUACGUCUCAGAAGAAGACAACUACGGACGGUACGCCAUCCUCUCCCACGUCUGGGAAGACGAAGAAGUCACCUUUCAAGAUGUCUGGAACGGUAUCGCCAACCAAAAAUCCGGCUACAAGAAAAUCGAAUACACCUGCCAGCGCGCGGCGCAGGAGGGCUUGGAUUUCGUCUGGAUCGACACUUGCUGCAUCGAUAAAACCAGCAGUGCGGAGCUCUCGCAGGCGAUCAAUUCGAUGUAUAGAUGGUACUAUCAGGCGAAAGUCUGUUAUGCGUAUCUGUACGAUGUUCCGGGGGUGGAGUUCAGGGAAAGCAAGUGGUUCACGAGAGGAUGGUGUUUGCAGGAACUCAUCGCGCCGGGAUUUCUUGAGUUUUACGAUGCCGAGUGGAAUUCGGUUGGAAGCAAGAUCAGUCGAGUGACGGAGAUCUCUGAGAUUACGAGUAUUGAUCCGAAGGUGUUGAGGGAUAGGGACACGAUUACGACGAUGAGCGUGGCGAGUCGGAUGGCUUGGGCUGCGAAUCGAAAGACUUCGCGCCAGGAGGAUUGGGCGUACUCGUUGAUGGGGAUUUUCGAUGUCAAUAUGCCGAUGUUAUACGGCGAAGGACCAAAGGCUUUCGCCAGGUUGCAAGAGGAGAUUAUCAAAAACUCGACGGAUCACUCGAUCUUGGUCUGGCAAGCUUGGAAACCUGGCCACGACACUCUGCUCCUCGCCCCGUCUCCAUAUGGAUUCCGCCGAGCUCACAACAUCAUGAGCUGGACGCAGCCUGGCAUCGACGAAUCAUUCAUCCUCUCGAACAAAGGCCUCCGCAUCUCCCUCCCAAUCCUAGAGAGCAUGAAAGAUCCCACGCUCCUCACAGCCGUCCUCAACUGCCGCUACUCUGACAACACAACCUCCCAAAUCGCCCUCUUCCUCCACAAACAACCCCGCGGCAUGAUCGUCCCGACAAGGAACCUCAGCAGCCUCGUCUGCGCCAUGUGGUCCUACCCCAAAGGCGACGGAACCCUCACAUCCAUCCACAACCUCGAAAGACACAAACUGCCCUCGGCGAAAUGGCACGACCUCAUGAUCCUCCGCGAGCCGCCGAAAGAACAAACCGGCGCCCCCGCCGCGAUCUGGAAUCAGAAAAUCUCCUUUCGCAACACCGUUACCCAGCUCAGCUUUUUGAAAGUCCACCCGGACGAAGCUUGGGAUCCCACGGGGAAAACCAUGACCUUCGUCAUGACCGGCUCUCCCGAGCACGACCAUGGAUACAUCGUCCUCAGCGAACGUGACGGCAAGCAUAAGUUCAUUCUUGUCUUCAGCCAGAUCAUGAACUCCGGCACCGUUGAGCCAAGAGUCUGUCUCACCCGCAGCACGACGCUCCCUGCAUCACGGUCUUUGGACACGACGCAGGUGCAGAAGCGGAGCAAGACGGAGUUCAAGAAGGGCGUUUCAGAUCUCGUCGCUGAGGUGGAGAGGAACCUUUCAAGUACGGGGGAGUUGGAAUGGGUGAUUCACAUUCGGACAGAACAGUCGCCGCACGCCUCAACGACCUCCUUUAAGAACCCCCUCACGCACCUCGUCCGCGACAUGCAUAUCACCAAAACCUACGCCUGA